This is a messenger RNA of Eurytemora carolleeae, 4557 nucleotides long. RefSeq names its product solute carrier family 13 member 2. NCBI's taxonomy places the organism in Eukaryota, Metazoa, Arthropoda, Copepoda, Calanoida, Temoridae. The record is from RefSeq and is a predicted model, not a curated record. Bases 171 to 2360 code for a protein of 729 amino acids. Gene Ontology annotation, biological process: monoatomic anion transmembrane transport; citrate transport. The transcript is spliced from 23 exons. Gene Ontology annotation, cellular component: membrane. Gene Ontology annotation, molecular function: citrate transmembrane transporter activity; succinate transmembrane transporter activity.
UUUUAAUCUUGUUUUUCAGAAUUCCUUACAAAUAUUUUGAGCUCUAACAAUGGAAAAUGUCACCAGGUCAACGGUUUUCUGGAGUCUGAAAUCCCGGUGUUCCCAGUGAAUUUCUGAACUCAGCUUCAAGGAACCUUUUUUAGAAGUUUAGUUCAUCGCGGUCGAGAGAGAUGCCGGAUGAGAAGAAAAAGGUGUUUAUAGUGCAGCCGACCUCUAACGGCAGGUUUACCGUUAUACCACACAAUACAGAGGAGGAACCAAAAUACCCUGUUGGAGAAUAUAUAGCUGUAUUCUGGCGAACAUGGUUGGUUGUGUUAGCUCCGUUUAUACUCAGUCCUAUCAUUCUAACAAGCUAUGGGGAUCCAGAGACGGACGAGGCGAUGAAGUGCGCCUAUGUGAUUCUGUUGAUGGCAACCUACUGGAUGACGGAGGCAUUACCCUUACCCAUCACAUCAAUGAUACCAGUGGUAGCUCUACCCCUGCUAGGGUUGAUGUCUACUGGAGAAGUAGCAAUCAACUACCUGAACUCGACGAACUACAUGUUCCUGGGUGGCCUCAUAAUGGCUAUAGCCGUAGAGCAUAGUGGACUUCAUAACAGAGUAGCUCUGAGGAUAAUUAUGAGGGUUGGAACAAGCCAGGCUAGAUUAAUGCUUGGGUUCAUGUUGACCACAAUGUUCUUGUCCAUGUGGAUCUCAAACACUGCCACCACGGCCAUGAUGCUUCCCAUCGUCGAUGCUGUCGCAGAGGCGAUCAAUACAAAGGCAGAGAAGGAGGAUAAAUCUCCAAGGGAGGAUGGGGAUAAGGAAUCCAACCAUGCCUCCGAAGAGGAGGAUGAGUUUAAUGAUGAUGAUUAUGAUCUUCCUUUCAACCAGAGAACGUUUACAUCAAUUAACCAGUUAUCCAUGAAUCAACGAACUCUUCAAUCUCUUCAAAACCAGAUGACCGUGACCUCCAUAAACUCGUUGAAUCCUGCAAAUGACCCUGACAGUAUGGUCGCCUUUCUACCAAAUGUUCGCAGAAAUACAAUGGAAAGAAUGCCUUCCACUGAAGAUCAAAGGACAAGGUUCCGCCGAAGAAAUGACAUGGAACGACAAAGAAAAAAUUCAAGAUUGGAAAGCAUUUCUCUUCUUUCAAAGGAAGAAAUAAAGGAGUUGCAGGAAGGUCAGGAGAAUGGAAGUCACGUAAUUCAAGUUACUGUUAACGAGGAAGCCUUGGAUUCUAAGGAAGAAACUGAACGAAACUUCUUACUGAUGGGGAUAGCUUACGCUGCUAAUAUCGGCGGUACCGGGGUUAUUACAGGAUCCCCUCCUAAUCUUGUAGUACCUGAUACACUCAACCAGAAGUUUGGUCCGAAUACAGGAUUAACAUUUGCAUCUUGGAUGGCGUUCAGUAUACCGAUCAUGCUAAUAAAUACAAUACUGGCUUGGUUGUGGCUUCAAAGAGUACAAAAAUGGUAUUUGAAGGGAAAGGAUGCCGGCAGAACAAAGGAGCAGGAGGAUCGAGCAAUGGACGUUAUAACGAAAAAGUACAAACAGCUUGGCAAGAUGUCUCUUCAUGAAUUUCAGGUUUUUAUUCUGUUCCUGAUACUACUAAUCUUAUGGUUCUUCCAGAGUCCAAAAUUUAUGACUGGUUGGGGAGAUCUUUUCAGAGUGAAGACAGCUAAAGGAAGCAAGGUUUCUGUGGGAGCAGCUACACCUGCAAUACUCAUGGCGAUAUUCUUAUUCAUUCUUCCACAGAAUUAUGAAUUCUGGCCAUUUGCUCCGAUGAACCGCAGCCUCCAGAACUCCCCCAGCCUCAUAACCUGGAGGCUGAUAGAGACCAAGAUGUGCUGGGGAGUGAUCUUCCUUCUUGGCGGAGGAUUCGCCCUGGCCUCCGCCUCACAGAGCUCUGGUCUCUCCGCACUGCUGGUGCAUCAACUAGAGAAACUAAACCUGUCUUCUCUACCAAACUGGCUGACGAUAACCAUAAUCUGCUUUCUGACGGUAACGAUCACGAACGUUGCUUCUAACACCGCGACCGCCAACGUCUUGGUUCCAAUAUUAGCGGAGAUGGCGGUAACGAUGUGCAUCAACCCGAUCUAUAUGACACUACCCGCCGGAAUCGUUUGCUCUUACGCGUUUGCGCUUCCCGUCGCCACUGCUCCCAACGCAAUUGUAUUUGGACACAGCACAAUGAAGACAAUGGAUAUGAUGAAGGCUGGAUUCUUUAUGAACCUAGUCUGCGUCUUAACCAUCUCCUUCGCCAUCAAUACUUACGCAAUUCCACUCUUUGCCCUUGACGCAUUUCCAGACUGGGCCAGUGCAAGGCUGGCAAACGCAUCAAUGUGUAGCAGCGGAACUGGAAAUCUCACUUCUCUCUAAAAAAAAAUGACAAUAUGUCGUCUUUUCUCUAGAAAAUGUACAAUAUAUGUCAUAUGAUCGUUACUUGUCAAAUUAUAUUUACAUACACGGCAAAAGUCUAAAACAUAAAAACUGAACAAAUGAGUAAUAAGAGUUUUAUGUUUUUUGACAUACCUUGUAUAUCAGUUUUAUGCUUCUUAGCAUGUCAUUUUUGGACUUGACAACUGAUCUAAUGUAUAUCUGUAACCGUUACCAGACUUGAAAGGGAGACAAUAGAUACCUUAAAAAACGCCAACUUUAAAGGUGACCUUGCCACAUAAAAAUUGUUGUCACUCCCUUUAAAGAGAUGUUUAAAUCUUGCUAAAUAAAUAACCCCGGUUUUCUUAAACCCAACCCGGUUAUCAUAUAUAUUAAUAUAUAUAUAUAUACGAUUAUGUAGUUACCAUUAUAGAUAUUAUUUAUAAUAUGCUCAAUAUUAUUCAGAAAACUACCGGUUGUUGUUGUACUCUUUAAACCCUCCAAAUGUGUACAGUGUACAAUUUGUACAUAUAAAACACCGCGUGCAAUACGCAAUUACAAUUACUUUCAAUAACUUGUACAUAUGUGUACACACAAGCUUUUUAUGAAACAACACCUGUUAUUAUGUACUGAAGUUGUGAAUUGUAUGUAUUACCGGUGAUUUGAUCUUAGUUAAGGAUCUGUUCGAAAAUGUCUGUUUUUGCAUUUUUAAAAUAGUUUUUCUAAUUUUGAUGAUUUAUCGUUAACAUAGGUUAACAUUAUACCAGGUUCAAUUCUCGGGUAUUUUAAAUGUGAUUUUAAUUGCAAAAUUAUGAUUGAUAUUUCCCAGUUGGUGUGUGUCACGUAAAAAAAAGAAUUAUCUCUUAUUUUCGAAAUGGUUCAAAAUAGGCCUACAAGAUGUUGCCUAUUUUUUUUACACUUUCUUUGGUAAACUUGUAAAUUUUACCUUGCACCUGUAAUCAAUUAAAGAUUUAAUUCGUUUUCUCAACUUUAGUUUGAUAAUUAAACACUCGCACAUGAAUUGGUUAUAUUUGUCCUGUUGUUUAUCAGUUAAACAAUUAAAAACUUAAUUGUAAUAUAUAAAAUGAUAGAGUGCUUUUCACAUAGCUUUCAAAUUCUACACAAAAAGUAUUUUCUAAUAUUAAAGAAUAUUGUGAAUUGGCAGUUGGCUAACGGUGCUUUGUAACCAACUUUAAAUAUGUAUUCAAAAGUAUUAAAUUGGUGCCUCCCCCUUCAACAAUAAAUUACAUUGACCCCAAACCCCAAAACUACUACUAUCUUCUCCUUUAAAGCGCCAUUAUUAAGAAGUUUUACAGAUUAAUUGAAGAGAUCUCGUUUCUCGAGCUUGUGUACACAACAACCUUCAACUUAAUAUACAGGGUGUCCCACGAAACAUGACACUAGCAAGACGAAUUGAAAGUCGUCUUUUAACUGUUAAACUAUUGGUGACGUUCAGUCUUCAACCUUCUUUUACAUGCAUGAUUCCUGAAACAAUUACCACAAAAUUCGCCUAGUCCUGCCGUUUUCAAAAUGUGGUCUGCUUUUUUUGUGCAUUCAGUAUUACCGGAGAUAUUAAGAAUUUCGUUCAGAUUUAAUUUUUAUUAAAUAAAACCAAAAUUGUCCAAAUCUGAAGGAAAUUCAUCAUAUCUCCGGAAAAAUUGAAAGCACAAAAAAGGCAGACCACAAUUUAGAAAUGCAAAGACAAGGGGUAUUUUGUGAUUAUUAAUUCUAGAAUUACGGCAUUUACGAAAAAAUGCCGUAAAUUAUUUCAAAGUUCUAAGACGACCUUCAAAAUCGUCUAGCUAUUGUCAUGUUUCGUGGGACACCCUGUAUCUGAAAGGGCUAAGUUCAGAUAAGGUGUUUUGUACAGUGUUGCCCACUAAGGAUGAGACUUCUUGGAGUCUCGACCAUCCUGGGUUACACUGUGUGUAAACCUGACCUUAAGUUCAUUGUCUCUCAGAUAUUAUAUAAAGGUUGAAUUGUAGAGAAGUAUUUCUGUUAGAUCUAUAAAUAAAACAGGAAGUACAGGGUUUCCCUCGAAAAAUGACAGUAGCAAGACGAUUUGACAGUCGUCUUUGCUACUCUGUCAUGUCUCGUGGGACAUCCUGUAUUAUCUUAAAUGUAAAUUACUGAUGUGAUAGAUUAAUGAUGAUGAAUGUUUCCUGUUAUUAUACAGAAAUAAAGCAUAUAAAAGCUUCAA